This is a messenger RNA of Calypte anna (Anna's hummingbird), 660 nucleotides long. RefSeq names its product patatin-like phospholipase domain-containing protein 1. The record is from RefSeq and is a predicted model, not a curated record. Gene Ontology annotation, biological process: lipid homeostasis; triglyceride catabolic process. Lineage: Eukaryota; Metazoa; Chordata; Aves; Apodiformes; Trochilidae. Gene Ontology annotation, molecular function: triacylglycerol lipase activity. The coding region runs from base 1 to 660 and encodes 219 amino acids. Gene Ontology annotation, cellular component: cytoplasm; lipid droplet; membrane. The transcript has 4 exons.
AUGUAUGAAGCAGGAGUGUUUGCUGCUUUGAAGGAACUGACACCUGCCAUCCUGCAGUCUGCAUCCAAGGUUUAUGGAGCAUCUUCAGGAUCAAUUAUAGCUACAUUAACACUGUGUGGCUGUGAUGCAGAUGAGUUGAAACAGUACUUCUUCAGCAAGGUAACCACUAGUUUCUGGGGGUUUGUACCUGGUGGAAGAAUGCUGAAAUUAUUAAAGAAUAUCUUAAACAAAAAACUGCCUCCAAACGCCCAUGAGCUGGUGUCUGGGAAGCUCCACAUCAUCCUCACCCGACUGUGGGACUGGAGGUGCACAGUGGUUUCAGAGUUUUCCUCCAAGGAGGAUCUGAUCCAGGCAGUGAUCUGCAGCUGCUUCAUCCCUUUGUAUUUUGGGUUGAUGCCUCCUCUGUACCGUGGGGUGCGUUAUGUUGAUGGGGAGCUGGCCAUGUGGCAGGCUGACUUUGUGUCCCAGAACACAAUCACCAUCUCUGCCUUUGCUGGUGAAUAUGACAUCUGUCCCAAGGAGGGCCCAGCUGCCUUCCUCAACUUCCAAAUCUCUGACUGCAUUUUGCUGAUCUCCAAAAGGAACCUCAGCCGCAUUAUGUGCCUUCUGCAGUUUCCCCCAAGCCAGGUAAGCUGCUCCUCUAGGUACCCAGAGCCAUGA